This is a messenger RNA of Notothenia coriiceps (black rockcod), 3608 nucleotides long. Its product is annotated as ovarian cancer G-protein coupled receptor 1-like. Gene Ontology annotation, biological process: cellular response to pH. NCBI's taxonomy places the organism in Eukaryota, Metazoa, Chordata, Actinopteri, Perciformes, Nototheniidae. The transcript has 2 exons. The record is from RefSeq and is a predicted model, not a curated record. The coding region runs from base 844 to 1224 and encodes 126 amino acids.
ACAGGGGUACCAGGUGAACACAAUCGGGUAAUCAGGUAGAGGGAAAACAGACAGAAAGCGACAGGCAAGGCAGGGGGUGAAGACUUUUCAAAAUAAAACAUGAAACCAAAGAAAGAAAAAGACAAGACAAAACACAACACAGACAGAUCGUGACUCUUAUCUACACUUGCUUCUUUGACACAACAUUUUAGAAUAUAAUGGAUACAUAUUAUUAUGGUUUUAUUGUAAAAAGUAGAAUGUUACAAACCCAUAUAUUUUGAUGCCGCUCUCCACUCUGUCUAAGACAGGCUGCAAAGUGGUGAUGUUUGUAAAGCAAUUGACUUGAGAAUCUUGGGAAAAUAACAAAUGGCAUAUUAUUAGCAAAAUUAAGCUUGCUUUCUUCUCAAGAUCUGCCUUCAGCAAGGUGAUCUUGGGAAAAGGAAUAUAACUGAAGUCCUAAUGUCCAAGCUAAUUUUUACUGGACACAUAUACAUUCCAAAACGGCUAAAACCGCCUUAUGUAAUAAAAAAAUGAAUGAAUUAUCCAAGGUUGCUUUGUCUCUACUUAAUUUACCAUACAAAACAAUGUUUCUAUCUACAGAAAUGCAAACCCAUGUAAAAAUAAGUUGUUGAAAAACAUGUGUUAGUUUUUUUAGAGAGGACGAAGACAGGAUUAUGAUAUGUAAAUGUUUAUCUUGACCCUGAUGCUGUCCAGAUCAGCUACCUGUGUGUUCUGCGCGCCGUGGGUCGGAGCGCCGGGACGCAGCCGGAUCAGAAGACCAGGAUCAGGCAGCUGGUCGGCAGCACCAUCCUCAUCUUCCUCGUCUGCUUCUCCCCCUACCACGUCUUCCUGUUGGUACGCACCAUGCUGGAGCGAGACUGCAACUUCAUUAUAGGAAUAUUUAACUACUACCACCUGUCAUUGUUGCUGACCAGUCUGAACUGUGUGGCGGACCCUGCUCUGUACUGCUUCGUGAGCGAGAGCGCCCGCCGUGGCCUGUACAGAGUCGUUUUCAGGCCUAUUGGUAGGAUACUGUGUUGCUGCUGCCGCUGUGGCAACGCCAGCCCCAGCAACCCCCCCACAGACUCCAACGAGGUCGCCACCGACGAGAACAACGGACAUCCAACGGUGAUGCUGCUCACACACACAAAGACGCCCAACAACUUAGAAAAAGAAACUUCCAGCAAAAAGACGAUUUUAAUCACACAGACGGGAGAAGAAACGACUAUAAGCUUAGUUGUGUGAUAGCCGUGAAUGAGCAGAGCCAAAAGACCAAAGAGAUUGAAAAGAACUCUAUCUAAAUCAAUACUAGAGCAAUCAGAGACCUUAGAGGCCGAACAGCAGCGGCCCUAAUGAAAGCCUGCUGCCCACCCAAAUCUGUUUACACCCCCCCAAUGGCCUUGGACUGAAAGCAUUUUUCUUCUUCUCUCUCUGGGGCAAUUUUACUGAGCUUUGAUACAACAGUAUGUGAGAGCUCAACAUGAAUCUGACGCCCAAUUUGCCUCUCUACUGGAGUUGUACUCAAUUACCUUGAAUGAAUUGGGCAUUUCCAUAGCAAACCCUUAAGCUGGUACGCAGUAAAACGGCUUUACGCUGAUGUUAACCUUGUGUUUCUAUGGAGAGUGCGAUCCCGCCCGACUAGGUGGAAUAGCUAUACUUGGAGUCGAUACCAUACAAUUACCAUAACGUAACUUGAAAACAAAAAGUGCCAUGUGCAACCACAAUAGAUCAGAUAACUCUAAGUUUCAUUCCAGUCUAGUCCGCAGGCUCUGUAAGGGUUUGCAUUUCACUUGUGCUUUGUGUGUAAAAGUGACCUGAAGUGUAUCUUUAGGCAAGGUCUCAUUGACAGUUGAGUAGAAAGAUAUCAUUGUACAGUUUGUCAUGCACCCUGACCAGGGUUGGACAACAUUAUUAAUCUUGGGAAAUAUGUCACUGAGGCAUGGAUUCAUGUCCAAUACGUUUUUUUAUCUUUCACAGAAAAGUGUCUGAUGGCAGGGUCAUGUGGGACUUUGGAAAUGCCACAGUGUCCCGAUUCAGUUCUGAGAAUGGCAGCUAAACCUUAGCUUUUUAUAUAAAUAUAUACGUAUAUGAACUAUAUAUUAAAGUUGUCUACAAACACGACAUAUAUCUAAGGCUACCAACCUCCUACUUCUUCCUCUUACCAACAUUCAUUGACAUGAGACUUAAGCAUGACUUUGCAUUGGUGUAGGAAUCUUAAGCUUUAAAGCAAUACCGUGUGACUUUUUCAGCAAAUAUGGCCCAUAAUUGUCAAAAAAGGGAAAAUGGAAAAAGAAGAGAGAAGAGUCCGUCAAGUCUGCAAACUGACAGGACUGUCUGUUACAUAGCAUAGCUAGUGUGUAACACCAUUACAUGGUUGUUAACAUUAGCCAGCAGGUAAAGCUUUGGGAGCAGAACUACUUACUGUAUGUAAAUGUGCAAGAGUCUUAUAAAUGUUUUGUAUGUGUAACUUUGUUUCUCUUUUCAGAAGUUACACAGUCUUGCUUUAACACAGUAAUGUCUUUUUACUGGAUUGGACUUCCCUUUUUUGUUGUUUCAGAAGACCAACGCUAACUUCAACGUUUUUAUUACCAUACAUUUGUUUUGAACAAGUGCUCCUAUAAACAUUGGUCAACUUCUUCUUCUCCCUUCUAAUCUGGGAUCAGUGAGUCUCCUACCAGGUGGGGCUCCCGAGCCAAAAUGAUUGAGCGAGUGCUGGAGCAGGAGCGAGCUAUCUCACAAGUCUUGGCCGCAGACAAAAAAACAAGGCAUCUGGUUCUGACCUGGCAAGACCUGGAAGUAAUCUAAUCUCUAACCUUAACCCAUUAAACAAAUUAUCACAAACUAAUCUCCUCAACAAGUUUGACCCCGACUUCCUCCCGUAAUUUACCAUGAACUGCAUAGCAGUGAAAAGGCAAAGAAAGCAACUCACUGGAGACCAUGGACACCACUGUAAAGGCACACCUAUUUCAUCAUAAAUGUUCUGCACUCGUUUUGUGUAGUGAAGACGGAAGAACCACCACUCUAGGAACAGUUAUUGCUUACAGCAGGCAUCCUCAAAGUCCGGACUCCGGUCCGGAUCCGGACCGAACCACCACUGUCUCUGGACUCUGAGCAAAUUAUACUUUUCAUAUGUAUUAUCUGUAUAAUCUGUAUUAUCUGUAUUAUCUGCGAGACACAACGCCUGCCACAACGCCUGCCUUAUCCGUCUGCCACAACGCAACGAGUCAAAAUUAUCCGCUAUGUCUGCAAACAGCGCUCUGGCGACACACACACACACACACACUGUUCCACUGUGUGUGUGUGUCUGUCAACGCUUUGGUCCAAUCACAUUCAGCAGCCCGUCAGCGUUUUUUUCCCCCACCAACAGUCUGCGAAUCAGAGGCACAGGAGGGCGGGUCUUCGCGGAAUGAAAAUGCGUGUGUCGUCUCUUUCAACCUGUCUGAGUCAGCGCGGGAGCUUAAAAAAUAAAUAAAGUCAGAGCGAGAGUUGACAGCGCAUCUAGUUGCAUUUAGCUAGUAGUUUCAGCUGUAGCCUAGUGUAGCUAGUAAAGCUAGAAAAAUGGCAUGUUCAAAGAUGACCAAUAAAAGAAAAGUCGACAGUGAAAACCGGCAAUUCAAAGAUGAGUGGAC